Messenger RNA from Zonotrichia leucophrys gambelii, 3777 nucleotides. It is a transcript of the gene CTHRC1, whose product is annotated as collagen triple helix repeat containing 1. The record is from RefSeq and is a predicted model, not a curated record. NCBI's taxonomy places the organism in Eukaryota, Metazoa, Chordata, Aves, Passeriformes, Passerellidae. Bases 2667 to 3503 code for a protein of 278 amino acids. The transcript has 3 exons.
GGAGGAGCCACGCAGCCGCUUUGUUAUUGCAAAGAUACCAAAAAGGCGAUAGAUCAGAGGCUUUCGAAAAGCCUGGCGGCCGCUCCAGACAGGGCAGCGCCGGUCCCGCGCCGCUGGGCAUCUCUCGGUUCAGUUAAUCGAGCCCUUGUUGUGCUGAAUCAGGAAAAUGCGGAGAAGGCGCUGGAUGGGCAUUGUCACAAACCGCGGGGUCUCGGCGGCCCGGUGUGUGUGUGAGCGCUGCCCCACCGGCCCGGGAUGGCGGCUGGCGCCGGCCGAGCCCGCGCUCCCCGCCGUGCCCGGUGCCGGGGCUGGCGCUGCGCUCCCCGCACUGCAGGGGCAGCGCCGGAACCUCACAAUCAAACAUCAGUAGUGAAUGCGGCUUAGCUCCUUCCAACGUAAGCACUUAACUGCUGCUUAGCUCCUAAAAUGCUAGUGGAUAAAUAGUAAUGAGAAAAACUAUCUGCGUGCUCUGAAGCUGUCUGCAUGCUCACCGAGCACACUUUCCAUCGGAGUGGCAUGAAUGCAUUAUUUCCUUGGGCGGCAGGGACUGCACACCAUUGUUUGAAAUUCCACUGCUACUAGAAACCUGAAUGCAUUGGGACUAUCCCAUCUCAGGGAUAGAUGACAGGAGGGAAAUUUUCCAGUCCUUGGAAUGUAGAAAGCAGAUGUGAAGGUAUUUCUGUGAGUUGCUGUACUGCCGUUCCCCUUCUAUAGAAAAAUCAGUGGUAUGACCAUUUCUUCCAUGAUCUCCAGAGAGAUCCCCUAAAGGAUGUGCUGGAAGCACCACUGCUGGCAAAGCUCCUUCCCUUCCACACCACUUCAUUGUCUUUUCACUUCUAUUGUGGAAGUUGAAUUGCAUGGAGAAUAAGGAGUCUGUAUGCAUGGAUGAGUUAACAUUUUCUGAGCCGUGUUUCAGGAUCCCUCAGUGCUUUGAAAUUGCUCAGUGCUUUUUGGGUGCAGCAGAGUGAGCAGCAAAGUGUGGGUAAAUCAAUGGCAGCUGACUCAUGCACAGCCCAGCUGUACAGAUGCUUCAAGUGGAGGCAGGACUGGGGGGAUCCUGGGAUCCUGCCUUCAGUGGAUGUUUAAAGUAUGUUUUAUGCAUUUCCAGCUUAAGAAAACAUGAAAAAGUCUUGACUUGGCAAGACACAAUUUUAGUUGGAGUAGAGCCCAAAGCCCAGGUGAUUCUUGUUGCUCCCAUUUAUUUUUUGGGAUGUGCCAUGGCUGAGGGGCUCUCCCUGUCUGGCUGUGGGUGGCAGCUCCUGUGUGGGGACAGGCCAGCCCUUCCUGGUGUCUCUGGGGACGGGGGCAAUCGGCCACAGCUUUGGCCUGACCCAGCUCUUGCCUAUUUCCACAUGCAGGAUUUCUGUGGUGAGGAACCACAUGCGAAAGCCAGAGCCAGUCACUGUUACAAAUGGAGUCCAGUGGGAAAGCAACAGCAAAACCAGAUCACUGUUGCUGUGUGAAAUAGAAAUGUCCCUGCAUUGUUCUCCUGGGUUGGUGCUUUGCCAACCAGCCCUCUCUCAGCGAACUUUUCUGAAACAUGGUUUUCUUCGUGAAAAUAUUCCAAUAUUUCCACUGCCUUUAGCCAGCAGGGUUUUCUUUGGUGAAGGUAGUAAGGGAAAGUUGGCAACCAUUAGUCACACCCUCAUCUGACUUCUUACUAGACCUUUUCCAUGUAGUCACUGAUUUUACUUUUGGUGUGGCUCCAGCUAAGCCUGUGAUGGCUCUGCUGGUUUUUGCACCAGAGCCCGUGUAAAGGCACAGCCUCAGUGAAGAAAAUUCGCCAAUUUGACAAAGGAAAGAGGGCAGAGGCAGUUUACAGCUUACAGUUUAGUUUACAGCUCCUGCAGGGCAGACAGGGGCAUGGUUGGCCUGAGGGGGAAUAGCUGCAGCACUGUUUCUUUUUGAAACAGACGGGCAUUAGGUGGUUUAAACUAGAUAAAGACAAAUAAAUAUGAGAAAGUGGAAGAGCAGAGUGCAGCUAUCUGUGAGGACUUGGGAUGAAGAUGGGAGGAAGCAGGCAGCACCAGAUAGGACAGAGCACAUGAAGUAAAAGCCCUGCCCAGCCCCUGCAGGUUCCUGCUCAGCAUUCCCAUGCCCAGUGCUCCUCCCACAUCCCAGCCCUCAGGCUGCUGAGGGAGGGAGCUCUGGGCUUCACAGACUUACUCUCCAAGAUGGGCAGAAGGUGAGAAGGUGAUGUGUGUUAACAUGGAGUUUGGGAGGGCAACAUUUGACCUUUCCUAAUGCUGUGAUGUUAGGAAGGAUGUGAGUGUGCCCUCCUCCCAUGUCUGCUUUCCCACUGUUACAAACAGGCUUCCUGAGUUCAGCUUUAUUCCAGGAUGCAGCUUCCCACAUCCAUAUCACCAUCCAUUUGUGUGCAUAUUGGAGUCUGAACCGUGGGGCUUGAUUAUCACCAUGUGGUUGUCACCUCCUCACCAGAGGAGCAGUGACAGAAGAAAAGUGGCAUGAACCUUUGCUCUCUAUGAAAUAGAAAAUUUUCUUAGGAAAAAAAAAAAACAUACUGAACAUGUAUUAGCAUAGACAGUUAUACAAGUAAUGGUGGGUUAGGAGAAAGUAACUAUUAACAUGCGACUUCUUUUUUGUUUCUGUUUUGACUCUGGUGAAGUUUCCCAACAGUUUUAAUUCUUGGACUAGAUAAUUUUUUAAUGCUAGGAUUUAUGCAUCUUUUCAUUAAAAAAAGGUGCAUCCUAUUUUACAGCAAAUUCUGCUGGCACUGCUUAUCUUUGAAAAUUUAUUCUUCCUUUAUUUUUUUUACUUCAGUGGAACCAUUUUCUGGGAGAUGCGAAAUAGCCCAUUGUGGCACAGCAGGGGGGGUGUGCUUUGUUGUUAUUCACUUGUGUUGGACUUGGUUAGCCUCGGAAUUGAGGGGUGGGAGCAGCAAGAUCUGUUCUCUCUUCCAGUAUAAUGGCAUGUGCUUGCAAGGCCCCAGCGGCGUUCCCGGCCGGGAUGGAAACCCGGGAGCCAACGGGAUCCCUGGGACACCCGGGAUCCCGGGAAGGGACGGGCUGAAGGGGGAGAAGGGCGAGUGCAUGCGGGAGAGCAUCGAGGAGUCCUGGACGCCCAACUUCAAGCAGUGCUCGUGGAGCGCGCUGAACUACGGCAUCGACCUGGGCAAGAUCGCGGAAUGCACGUUCACCAAGAUGCGCUCCAACAGCGCCCUGCGCGUGCUCUUCAGCGGCUCGCUGCGGCUCAAGUGCAGGAGCGCCUGCUGCCAGCGCUGGUACUUCACCUUCAACGGGGCCGAGUGUGCUGGCCCACUGCCCAUCGAGGCCAUAAUCUACUUGGAUCAAGGAAGCCCAGAGCUGAACUCUACCAUUAACAUACACAGGACUUCCUCAGUGGAAGGUCUGUGUGAAGGGAUCAACGCUGGCUUGGUGGAUAUUGCCAUCUGGGUGGGGACGUGCUCAGAUUAUCCACGGGGAGAUGCUUCUACUGGAUGGAAUUCAGUCUCCCGAAUCAUCAUUGAAGAACUGCCAAAAUAACUUCCCUCUCUUUUUAUAAUACCUUUUUUUUUAAUUUUGUACUAUUUUUUUCAGAAUUUAGUUCAAUAGAGUUGGACACAAGUACUGGACUGAAAGGCACCAAAGCCUUGCAUCUGUAGCCUUUGUCUUGUUUUGUACACAGCAGAGGAUUUUUAUAAUAAUCAUUUUAGAAUACAAAUAUCAAAACCAAGUUCAUUAACAUUUAAAAUUUCUUUUUUGAUGUAAUACCACCACUGUUUUUAGAAUAAACCAUAACUUUUUGUAUCAAAUAAAU